Gasterosteus aculeatus aculeatus (three-spined stickleback) is the source of this 1427-nucleotide messenger RNA. RefSeq lists its product as uncharacterized. NCBI's taxonomy places the organism in Eukaryota, Metazoa, Chordata, Actinopteri, Perciformes, Gasterosteidae. The record is from RefSeq and is a predicted model, not a curated record.
GACUCAGAGACCGGACCUGCCGGGCUGAGAGGAGACGCUUCCCGCCACGCUGCGCUCCUGUCUGGGAAGCGUCAUCUUGAACUAAAUCGAUAUAUAUAUAUAAAUAUACAUAUACACAUACAUACAUAUUUAUACAUCUCGUGGUGCCAUGGCCGCCGCUUUGUAAAGUCGUUUCGUUCCGUGCGGUAAGUCUACUCCCAGGGCGACUUGCGAGUGUGCACCUUGACCUCUGAGGAAGCCACGCUCGGCAGGCUCGAGACGCGUCGCGAGCAGGUGUCAUGGAUCUGCAGCGUUUCCUGUGUUGGAAAGCGGCCCUGCUGAUUCUCUCGUUGCCCCGUGGGCUCCGGUGCAUGUCGGUGCACAUCCUCAACGAGGAGCCGGUGCACGUGAUGCCGGACUCCAGUCUGGUGCUGAGGGCCCGGAUCGAGCACGGGCCCCUGGAGGAGGUCUCCGCCGUGACCUGGGAACGGGAGCCCGAAAGCGGCGUCGGCCACGACAGAGUGACGCUGGCCCGCUGCCCCGCCGGAGGCCUCGAGUGCGCCGGCACCAGGCCCAGCGUGCGCGUCCGCGUGGACCCGCGGGAGACGACGCUCCAGAUGGACGGGUACAGCGGGGCGGAGAGCGGCGUGUACGCCGUGACCGUGACGGAUCACAAGGGGGCCGAGACCACGGCGCGCUGCGUCGUCCGCAGCUAUGAGGCGGUGCACCACGUGUCGGUCAGCAUCAACGUGUCCCACGCCUCGCUGCUUUGCGGCGAGGCGUGGGGCACGGAGCCGCGCUUCAGCUGGUUCCACGAGAGGGUCGCCGUCACCGAUGCCGUGGGGAGGGUCUCCGGAGACGGAACCACGUUGUUUGUGACCCGGACGCCCUUCUGCGGCCAUUUCACCUGCGUGGUCAGCAACAAGCUGGGCCACAGCGCCGCCAGCUACACCGCGGCGCCUUGCAGGACAGAGGGCAGGGGGCCAACAGCAGCCGUCCUGUGUCCCGUCCUCCUCCUCCUGCUGCUGUUUGGAGGGGGGCUGGCGUUCCUGCUCUGGAGGCGACACAAGCACAGUUACAGAGGAGAGAGGCUGCAGGAUCAUUUGGAUGACACCAUCUAAAAACAAAUAAUAAUCCCUCCAAAACCAGCCCGAGAUACGACAGAGGAACGCAGCUGAGUGAAAUGGGUUGUGAGGCUGGAACUUCCUGUCCUGUGAGCAGCAUGACCUUACGCUGUACUGGAACAAUGUGCUGAGUGAACUGCUCGCUCGCAAGUGGAGGAAAUCUAAAAGUGGAAAUGUAACUUGGAGGUGCCAGCAAGGUCUCUACACUGCCUCCUGACACUGUGUGUUUAAUAAAGUAAUCAGGUUUGUAAGCUUGAAUCCACUUAACAUUGUAUUGAAAUGUCAAAUGAUACCUUCGCAAUAAAAUCCAUCUACAGAAUGUGA